CUUUUCUUUGCAGUGAAUGAUGGCCGCACUGCAGCCGUACCACAAUAUCGUGGUUUGGGUAGUGCGUUUGCAACCAUUUUCCGGCAAGAAGGUUUUCGCGGUCUAUACAAGGGUGUAACACCCAAUGUUUGGGGUUCCGGUUCAUCGUGGGGUCUAUACUUUAUGUUUUACAAUACCAUCAAAACAUUCAUUCAAGGCGGUAAUGCCACCCUGCCAUUGGGUCCAUCAAUGCAUAUGUUGGCUGCUGCCCAAUCGGGUGCAUUAACUUUAGUCUUGACGAAUCCGAUUUGGGUGGUUAAGACACGUCUGUGUUUGCAAUAUGGUGGAGCUGAUGGCAAAUCGGCUGAAUAUCGCGGUAUGGUACAUGCGCUGGCGCAAAUAUACAAAGAAGAGGGCAUUAGAGGCUUAUACAAGGGUUUUGUUCCUGGCAUGCUGGGCGUUUCUCAUGGUGCCAUUCAAUUUAUGACAUAUGAGGAAAUGAAAAACUGCUAUAAUGAAUAUCGAAAAUUACCAAUCGAUACGAAACUGGCAACAUCGGAAUAUUUAGCAUUUGCAGCUAUAUCAAAAUUAAUUGCAGCUGCCGCCACAUAUCCCUAUCAAGUUGUGCGUGCCCGUCUUCAGGAUCAUCAUCACAGUUAUCAGGGAACAUGGGAUUGUAUUAAACAAACAUGGAGUUACGAAGGUGCCCGUGGUUUCUAUAAAGGUUUGCAGGCGAGCCUAUAUCGUGUUGUACCGGCCACAAUGAUCACCUUUGUGGUAUAUGAAAAUGUUUCCCAUUAUCUACUGCAACGUUCCAAAGAGAAAAAACUGGCGUAA
Molecule: messenger RNA, 816 nt
Organism: Musca vetustissima
Lineage: Eukaryota; Metazoa; Arthropoda; Insecta; Diptera; Muscidae
Product: solute carrier family 25 member 32-like
Exons: 5
Biological process (GO): nucleotide transport; folate import into mitochondrion; mitochondrial transport
Cellular component (GO): mitochondrial membrane; mitochondrion
Molecular function (GO): folic acid transmembrane transporter activity; FAD transmembrane transporter activity
Source: RefSeq, a predicted model, not a curated record